Molecule: messenger RNA, 917 nt
Organism: Rhizophagus irregularis DAOM 181602=DAOM 197198
Lineage: Eukaryota; Fungi; Glomeromycota; Glomeromycetes; Glomerales; Glomeraceae
Source: RefSeq, a predicted model, not a curated record
UUGAGAAAAAAUAAUCCAUAUCUGGUAUAAUCUAAUCUAUUUUGUGCUACGCUUUGCGUUCCAUUGUAAUAAAUAUAUCAGUUUAUCCAAUUGUUAGUAGUCAUAAAGCUAAACUAUAUCGUUCUAAUCUACUAUCGUUUUGAGAAGUACUGGAAGGUUUAUUUUAUUGUUACUGAAAUGUGAAUGGUGAAUAAAUCUCAAAGAAAGGACUGGAUUCAUAAAUAGUAGAUUUAUGCCAAAUAACAUAUUUCUGAUUAUUUGAGGCUUAAUUAAUUAAUAAAACAUUUAAUAUAUCGUAACAAAAUGGCAACAUGGAUUACUGAUUUCAAAGUUUACACAUCUAAUGAUCGCGGUUGCUCUGAUUUCUUCUAUGGUCAUGAAAUGCACCUGCAAGAUCUUAACGAAAGUCACGGUGGAAAAUACAUUUAUAUCGGACGUAAACGUGAAAGAAUCACCUCCGAAAAUCAUAAAGACGCGGUAACUUCCUUAGGUUUUCUUGCUUUCUCUAAUAAACAAUCGGAAAAACCAGUCGGUUGGGAAUUCUGGGAUGACCAUGACUUGAACGAAGGUGCGGGUGGUAAAUACAUUUAUAUGGUUUGGAAUAAAGGGGAAAAAUGGCUAAACCCUAUCGUGGAAAUCGACUUUCGUGUCAGUGAAAAUCGGGAAAAUUGCGAAAAGAAAGGUGUUUCAUGGAUAAGAAUAAAUCAGAAUUUAUGCGAGGGUUCAAACGGAAAUUAUAUAUAUUGUUACUACUUCAGGGGAUAGCUUUUUUCUUUUCUGAAAGUCACAUGAUUGCUUAAACGCGUGAUUUUUUAAAUGUAUAUAUGCGAAUAGCGAAGCAUUAUUUCGAUUUGUAAUUCCAAAAUUUUAUUUGGCCAGAAUAUGUCAUAUUAUUUUAGAGCGAAAUAAAAUGCUUC